CAAAAGUUUGAAGUGACACAUGCUCUUUGGCUGCACGAGCCAACUAGGACUUUCCAAACAAGCUUGGAUAAUGAAUAUGAUCCACUCGACCGAUUUGACACCAUAGGAUCUAAAUUACAAGGUCAGCUUCGGGAUAUCAUGGAUUUCCGUGAUGGAAUGCAAGAACAAAGGUCAAAUAUGGCUAGUCGUCUUCGAGCUCGAGGCGCAGCUAUAUUUCAAUGUACUGAAGGAGACUUACGAGUAUCACAUGUAAGGCGGGAAAAAUUUGGGGAGAGGAUAGGGCGAGCGGAGGGUCCAGAUGGUAGUUUGAUAUACCAUCCAUGGAAUGCUGAGAUCCUUCACAGCAACUAUGCAGGCAAGUUUGACGUGAAAAGUGUAUUUUUGAACCCUAUUCUUCAGAAAACAAUUAGCUGCAUAAUACGAGGGCCCGCAUCUGUGAUCUUGAUGAACGAAGGGGAGCCAUCUCGUGCUACCAGAAACAACGAAACAAUGGACCUGAAAUGGGGGUUAGACCAUACUACACCAGGCAUGAUUGCGGCCUCUGCUGUUCUGGCUCGCUGGACUUUAUCUCCAGAUGACUAUUUCAAGGAGAGAGGGGCCGAGUCAGGUAUUCAUUGGCAUGAAGACUUCGAUAACUACCUGCAAUUCCUCUUAAGCGGCCUGAAAAAGCAAAAACGGAGUGUACUGCAUAUUUUUCGGCAGUGGGAUAUGGCUCUUUUCCCCAACACUGAACACGGGCUUGCUGGCCAGUUGACUAACACAGGUAGAGAUCAACUGAUGCAGAGUGUGAUGGCAGCGCUCGAUGAGGACGAGGAUGAGCUUGCCGAG
Molecule: messenger RNA, 828 nt
Organism: Serpula lacrymans var. lacrymans S7.9
Lineage: Eukaryota; Fungi; Basidiomycota; Agaricomycetes; Boletales; Serpulaceae
Exons: 4
Source: RefSeq, a predicted model, not a curated record